GUGACCUCUAACCUUCCCAUCCAGGCAGCUGUGACAUGCUUACAGAAGUUUGUUUGUAAACUGUGCCGAAAGCUGUGGACAGUCGGAAGAUACCAUGUGGCUCCAGCAGGUAGUUUUGAGGGGUGUGCAGGUUGCUGGCAGGAGGGGCGUGUGUUCCACAGUCAGCAAUGGGAAACUCCCGCUGCACUUCAACUACAUCAACGGGGAGAGGGUCUCACCUCUGAACCCUGACCCUAACCAGGUCAUGAAGGUCUUAGAACCUGCGACAGGCGAGCUUCUCAUAGAGCUGCAGGCGUCGGGCCCAGACGAGGUGAACAGAGCUGUGCAGUGUGCCAAGGAAGCCUACAGUGAGUGGAGCCAGCUGACAGGGCUGCAGAGAGCCAGGAUCAUGCAGAGGGCAGCACAGAUCAUCAAGGACAGGCAGGAGGAGUUUGCCUACUGGGAGACCAGGGACACGGGGAAACCUAUCUACGAGGCCAGGAUGGACAUCUGGACAGCUAUAGAUGCCAUCGAGUACUUCUCAGGGCUAGCUCCUUCAAUUGCAGGUCAGCAUGUUCCACUUGCGAAUGGUUCAUUUGCCUACACCAAACGUGAGCCCCUGGGAGUGUGUGCAGGGAUCGGCGCCUGGAACUAUCCUAUCCAGAUGGCAGGGUGGAAGUCAGCACCUGCACUGGCAUGUGGAAACACGUUUGUGUUUAAGCCGUCCCAGUUCACCCCCAUCACAGCUGUGAUGUUAGGAGAGGUGUACACAGAGGCAGGACUGCCCCACGGCUGUUAUAACGUGGUACAGGGAGCCGGGGACACGGGAACACUGCUUUGUGAACAUCCUGACAUCGCUAAAGUCUCCUUCACUGGCAGUGUGCCCACAGGGUCGAAGGUGAUGGCAGCUGCAGCAGGUGGCAUUAAGACGGUGACAUUAGAACUGGGAGGAAAGUCUCCCCUGAUCGUGUUUGCUGAUGCUAACCUGGACAACGCUGUGGGCGGGGCCAUGCUGGGCAACUUCCUGUCUCAGGGAGAGGUAUGUUCCAACGCGACCCGUGUGUUUGUGGAGAACUCUGUGAUGGAUCAGUUCCUGCAGCGGCUGGUGGAGCGUACCGGCAGGAUGAAGAUCGGAGACCCCAUGGACGACGACACUCGGGUCGGCGCCAUGAUUCACCAGGACCAGGCGGACAAGGUCAUGACCUACCUGGACGGAGCCAAGAAGGAGGGUGCAGUAGUAGCCUGUGGAGGUGAGUUGGUGACCCCGGAUGACCCCCGGCUGAAGGGUUCCUACAUCUCACCCUGUGUCCUCACCAACUGUCAUGACGACAUGACGGUCGUGCAGGAGGAGGUGUUCGGCCCCGUGGUCUCCAUCCUGGGGUUCGACACGGAGGAGGAGGUCAUACAGAGGGCAAACAACACAGAGUAUGGACUGGCCGGGGGAGUCUUUACAAAUGACUUGACAAGAGCUCACCGUGUGAUUGCCCAGAUGCAGGCUGGGACAUGUUACAUCAACAACUUCAACAUCAUCGACGUGGCCGUGCCGUUUGGGGGGUUUAAAAAGUCAGGACUGGGGAGAGAGAACGGGCUGGUUACUCUGGAGUAUUACACUCAGGUCAAGACUGUGUAUGUAGAGAUGGGAGAUGUCGACGCUCCGUUCUGAUGUUGAUCUACUGGAUCAUUUUCUCUGGAUUAAAAAACAACACCUUCAUUUGUUUUGAUGCUUCUGAAUGUUCCAUUAUGUUAACACCAAGUCUGUUUGACUACUACUUCAUAUCAUUAUGUGCUAAAAAAGCUUUUAAUUUUAACUUUAACAUUUUUCUCUUAUUCCGGUUCUGGCGUAAAUAGAUACUCAUUAUUUUCUUGCCACUGUUACACAUUGGACAAGCUUUAGAGAGAUGUAUUUUCAUUACAUAUUUUCACAGGAUCAAGAAUAUGUAACAGUGAAAUGUGAAGUAAGAACAGUAAUUAAAAGUUUUUAAUUACAAUGGUAUAUACAGUGGUGGGGAAAGAAUAAGUCUGUGAAGACUUUAAAGGUCUGAAAAUUGAGAUGUAUGUCAUUUUUUUUAGAAUGGCAGCAAUGAUAUGUUUAGCCCACAAUGAGGGCCAUGUGAUAUGAAUUUAACCUUAACAGGGAUAGGAUUAAAGGAGAAUCUCUCACAGGCUUAAUGGUUUCUUCAAUGCUGAAAAAAAAAAACAUUUUUGUGGUGUAACUAUAUCGCGGCUAUAAAUUAUUGCAGCUCACCAUGCAAACUGCUAACAUUACAAUACCCUUGUUGUUUAUAUUGCCUGUGGUAUUGAAAAAUUAUAGACAUCAACUUUCAGGGACAGUAAUGUGAAAUUGCAGACCAUAAUAGGUCAUUUCUUGUACAGUACAAGGAUACAAUUUUACAUGCGAAGAAUAAACAUUUUGGUCAUGAG
Molecule: messenger RNA, 2400 nt
Organism: Branchiostoma belcheri (Belcher's lancelet)
Lineage: Eukaryota; Metazoa; Chordata; Leptocardii; Amphioxiformes; Branchiostomatidae
Product: 4-trimethylaminobutyraldehyde dehydrogenase-like
Exons: 9
Coding region: 95-1642 (515 amino acids)
Molecular function (GO): aminobutyraldehyde dehydrogenase (NAD+) activity; 4-trimethylammoniobutyraldehyde dehydrogenase (NAD+) activity
Source: RefSeq, a predicted model, not a curated record